Molecule: messenger RNA, 7167 nt
Organism: Nothobranchius furzeri (turquoise killifish)
Lineage: Eukaryota; Metazoa; Chordata; Actinopteri; Cyprinodontiformes; Nothobranchiidae
Source: RefSeq, a predicted model, not a curated record
AAUGCAUUUUGUACUGAUCCAAGGACGGAGGACCUCCCUUUCCUCCUCUCUUCAAUUGGAGUAGGAUUUUCAAAGCAUCGGCUUCUUCCCACUCCUUUUCAAACUGACUAUAAUAUUACUGAGAAUAAUAAAAUGCAGGGGAUAAUGGAAAAGAGCCAGUGGGAUCUGAAACAUAUCCGUCUACGCUCGGGAAGGCUCACCAGGCUGGAUGACUUUGUUGUCCAGUAUCAAAUCAGUCACGAAGCGCUGCUGAAGGAGUACGAAGACCCAAAAAGAAUGCUUCAAAGAAAGAAAUUUAGAGUGGACGAAGAAAAAUGGAAGGAACGUCGCCAAAAGAAGAAGGGGAGAUAUGUAACAGUACUCCGCAAGCCAUUUCCUUUCAGGAGAUCUUCAAAGACAGUUGCUUCCUCUAUGGCCCCGAGUUCCCCUGUGCAGACUGGUACAGUUGAGGAUGUUACCUUGGAAACUCCAGAAUUUCAGGAGGUCCUGUCUUUGUGGAAGAAAAGAGACACAGAGGUUGUGGUUUCUGUGCUUCAACAAACCAUGGGACGUCCAUAAUUAUCCGCCACAGUGAUCUGCGAACCCUUCGACCACACCUGUGGCUAACAGGCGAGGUAAUUGAAGGGCUGUUUCAUUGUCUGGCAAAAAAGGAGCAAAAGGGGAUCUACAUUAUGAACCAUUACACAGUGGGCUUGAUUCUCAUUGGGGAUCGGACACAGCUUUCUCGCCAAAGCUUGCGGAACGUAAACUUUGAUCGGUGCCAGGCCAUUGUCACGUUUGUUAACAUAAAAAAAUGUACACUGGAAGUUUCUGUUCAUCAAUGCUGUGAAUCAAACUGUUUAUCUCCUUGAUCCUGCCACAAGUUCAUCAGAGGAGGAAGACUCUAAACUCGCUGCACGUAAAUUCAGUGAUCACUUGAAAAUGAGAAGAACCUGCUACGCAAAAACAGAAUGGGUGGACAUUAAAUGGAAGGGAGGUGUCUUGACCCAUCCAGUGCAGAAGGAUGGCUUCAGCUGUGGAGUAUUAGUGGUGAUGUUCACUGGCUGUAAAGGACGCUCAUUGCUGCUGCUCUGAUCAACGUGAGCCAGCGGGAGGCUGGCUGCUGGAGCAGAUCGAACACAGAACCGCUGAACAGCAACUCCCUAAGCUGCUGCCACCAAACCUCACAGAGACGCACGCUGUAAGUUACAAACUCAGCACAACAAAAAGAAACUUUGCUCUCUUCCAGCCCAGUGGGAGAAACAACGGAGAAGCGUAAAUCACAUCUGACCAGGGAACACAAAGGGACGCCUUGUUUUGCCCGGGAACAGCUGUUAUCUCCUGCAAGUUUUUAUUUCAUUUAAACUUUUACCUUUUCUCAUCUCUUCUAGACCAAGAUAAGCAGUCGACCGCGUGACAUUGCUUCAAAUCAUCAUACGGUUUUUCUCUAUCUUCCAUAUCAAACACGUUAUAGAUAUCUAAGCAAGGUCUUGAGUUUAUUAUUUAUUUGAUUUGGGUUUGUCGGUCAGCUGUGGCCAGGCUGCAUCGACUCUGUUAGGUUAAAUAAUUUACGAGUGACCUUUGUUGUUUAAGAGUCUAAACUUUUGAAGUGUUAAAGUUUAAGUUACUGUGAAACUGAGUUUAAGCUAAAACUUUUUCUUUGUAGAGCUGGAGACAGACAGCUCAUACACACACACAAUCAUUCCUCCAGCCUUAUCAGACACGCACUCACAAGCACGCGCGCACCUGCGAAAACAAAGAACUCCAUUCAUACGCCUUUCACACACACACAUGGUCUAAUUUCAUACACACAUCUUCAAUUAUAUAAAAUUGUUUUGCAUUAUUAAUCUCCUUGUUUAAUUAAAUGUUAUAAAAUUCAGAUUUGUCUCCAAUAGAUUUUUUGUGUCGAUUCACGUCUCUGCUCUUGACGGAUUCCACCCUUUUGAUAGACUGAUAAGUGUUUUGGAUACAAUUUUUCCCCGGUAAAAGGGGAUGGUGCCCCGAAGAUUCCUAAAGAGUAUCUUAAUCAAUUAAUAACUUGUUUUUGACACUAACAGCAACUGUGCCAUGUGUUCACUGACCAAGCCACCUGGAUCAGGACCUUCAAUGAUGAACUGGAUACAAUGUGACACCUGUGAAAGAUGGUACCAUGAGCAGUGCCUUGGCAUGACCAACAAUGACUUUAAAAAAGCAAAGGAAGAAGCAUGGAAUUGUCUCCUGUGCUGUUAAACCACAGACUUUUUGGAUGCUUGUGUCAAAAUAUUUGAAGACGUACUCUGUGGUCUCCACCAAAGUGAUAAUUUGAGCAACAUAAUACGGCAAAACGUUUUUAUCUCAUGCGCAUUUCCAUGAUGAUGUCAUUUACCUUUAAACCACCUUUUAUGUUAUCAUGACUGCACGUUUUGGACUUUACAAUUUACUCUCCUUGUAUUGAGCGGUUACCUUUUUCUGGGAUUUGUUUUCAAAGAUAAACAGAUUUACCUAUGUUACUAUCAUACUCUAUUAUGAAAAUGUAUUUGUAAUGUUAUGAAAUGGAACCAAAGAAAAGAAUGUGUCAUUAAUAUGUAAAGACAAGAAAUCCACUUUAGUAAAUUUUAAUAAAUUAAAUCAGACUGACUUGAUAUUGAUAUGGUGCCACGGUGGGGUUGUAUACUGUUGAUAUAAAGGGGAAUUACCCUGUGGAAACAGCAACUUUCCAUUUUAGAGCAUUUUGAAAUAACUGAAAAUUAGGUUGUAUAAGGGCAAUUUUAAAAGGCCUUUAUUUUGAUACGCAACAUCAGAAUGACUUGCUAUUCAUACGGUAUCACUGUGGGGUUGUAUACUGUUGAUCUAAAGUGGAUUUACCCUGUGGAAACAGCAACUUUCCAUUUUAGAGCAUUUUGAAAUCCUUAAAGAUAGGUCAAUUAUGGACAAUUUGAAAGGCCUUUAUUUUGGAAGGCAACAUCAGAAUGACUUGAUAUUGAUAUGGUAUCACUGUGGGGUUGUAUACUGUUGAUCUAAAGUGGAAUUACCCUGUGGAAACAGCAACUUUCCAUUUUAGAGCAUUUUGAAAUCCUUAAAGAUAGGUCAAUUAUGGCACUCAUUCUUGAGAGUCGGGACAAAACAUGUCCUUCAUAAAAACAUGUACUUUAGGUUAAAAUUAAAAAUUAAUUAUCAUGAUUUACUUUCUUGCCAUGUUUAAUCUAAAUGAAAUCUUUAUCUUAACUUCAUUAUUAGUGCAAAUUUCCUUUCUCUUUAGAAAAAAUAUUGCUUUAAUAUUUAGUUUGUGCUUAGAAUGUUUGUUAUUUUAUUUGUCUUCACCACAAAGUCACAAUUUUCCUCGCCCCAAAAACUUGAAAAAAAGUGUAAAAAUGUGAAUACAUAAAUAUAAAUUGAAAGACAAUCAUUACAAAUAUGUGAAGCAAUGCUUGAAGUAAACAUCAAAUUAUAUUUUUCAUAAAAAUCUGCUUGCCAAAGUUGUGUCCUCAGUUUCUGUCAACUCCGUCAGAUUUUUCAUAAACUUCUUUUAAUCAGGCAAUAGCAUGGUCAUCUUUGUCACCGAGGACCCUUUUGAGUUUCCCAUGCUGUGCUGAUAACAGCACUAGCACACCUACUCUGGUAAGUUUAAAACUUUGAGAUAUUUUACACAAACACUGUCAACAUUUCUAUGGUCACAACUGGACCAUGUCAACACCAUCUUUCCAAUGUGAUGUGUGUUUUUAAAAAAAAGGCAAUUUAACUUAGGCAUUUUAGUGAGAUUACUGAGAAGCUAGCAACUAAGGAAAAAGUAGCUAGCUGCUAUUUACAAUGCAUCUUUUGGCGGGAAAAUACAUGGCCUUUUGUCAACUCCGUCAGAUGUCAACUCCGUCAGAUUUCAUGUCUGACGGAGUUGACAUGUAAGAUGACGGAGUUGACAAAUCAACCUAUAAUGACCUAAAGUGGUAAUAAAAUAUUAUGUUUGAUAUUAUUUUUAUAAGUUUUUAAUUGAUAUUCUAAAGAAGAAAAACUUGCAUCAAUGAAAUUUUAAUUUGUUACAUGUUACAGUUUGUUAUAUUGCUCCUGUUCACUGACAAAGUGUCCCAGUCAAAAAACAUUAAAAAAAAUGAUAAAUUCAUUCUUUUGCAUACAUUUUUGAAUCAACUUGUUCCCUGAUCAUAAAUACCAAAUAUUUGUAUUGUAGGAAAGCAUGGCAAGGCUGAAAUUGUCAGUUGAGGAGAAAAGGCAAAGAAACAGAGAAUACCAACAAAAAAGAAGGGAAAAAAUAAAUAGUGACCCAGAGAAGAAAAGGGCCACAAAAGAAAGGGAAAAACAAAGAUGGAAGAAGAGAGUUGAAGACAAAAAAGUAACACAAAUAGGCACGAUGGGAAACAGAGCAAAGAGGAACAAGAGGAAGUAUUGGAGAGAGGCACAGAAAAGGUCCAGACAGAAAAGGUCCAGUGAAGGUGCAGUCCUACAGACCGAUACCCCGCCAGAUAGUCCGCAAGAUAUGAAUGGUCAAGAGGAUAAUGCCAGACAAAGACAGUUAAUUAGACUGGAAAGGGAGAGAAGCAAAACAAGAAAAAGAAAUUCCAGAAAAAUACAAACUUUAAAAGAGAAGAUUCACAAGUUAAGAAAACAACGGAACAAACUGAGAAAACAAAUAUGGCGAGAGAAGACAGCAGCAAAUAAAACACCAUUGGACUCCCCAAGAAAAGAGACAAAAAUGAUGCUAUCAGGUAGCACAAUUAGAAACCCAAAAAUUAAGAAAGCCCUUUUAUUCCAUAACAUCCUCAAAAGAGAGCUAAAGAACAAUAAACAAACUCCUGGGCCACGGUGUCAAGAGCCAGCACUGGUUUUGUCAGGAAAGAUUUUAAAAAAGUAUCGGCUUCUUCACCAAAUCCAUCAGUUUGGAUUAACCUACAAAUUAAUGAGAGAAAAGAAACAGACAAAGAAAAAGCCAACAUUUUUACAAGGUAUGACACAGACUGUUCAGGAUUUCUUCCGGAACUGUGCACGCAUGACAACAGAUAAGACAGACACCAUCACUAGGAACAAAAUAAAGCACCAGAGAAUGAUCCUUACGGACUCCCUGAUCAACCUCCACACUGAUUUCCUCACUAGGAACCCCACUGUGAAGCUGAGUUAUUCUUCAUUCUGUGCUCUGAGGCCAUUCUAUGUAACAGCACCAAAAACAUCUGAUAGGAAGACAUGUCUGUGUCAGAUGCAUGAAAACGCAUGCCUAAUGCUCGAGGUUCUUAGAUCAAGAGGUGUUGUAAAGUCAAACAAACUGGAGGACAGUUUUCAGUUAGUUUGCUGCUCACCAGCAAGUGAGGCCUGCCUUCUUCGCACCUGUUCACGAUGUGUAAAUAAAAGUACCAUUCCAUCCCAAGAGCAAGACAAAAUCCAAGUUCAGUGGAAGCAGUGGGAAAGAGUUGAAGAAAACACAGCCAAUGGAAGUCAUAUCAACAUUAAGCUAGUUCAACACAGUGGUAGUCUGUCAAAGCUUAUCAAACUCUAUGAGCAAAAACUCAUAAAAGAGACCACAACCCAUGUGUGUUUAGUGCUAAACCAAUCAAAUGCAUAUAGAAACACAAUAGAGACAUGUGAUGAAUGUACAGCAAUUGUCCAUGUUGACUUCUCAGAAUCCUGGAGAUGCAAAUAUCAGUCAGAAGUUCAGGCCUGCCAUUUUGGACAAAAUCUUCCUCAGAUAACCCUGCAUACUGGAAUGUAUUACAUCAAGGGGGAAAAGGCUGGGUUUUGCACAGUUUCAGAGUCAAAAAGACAGGAUGCUUCAGCAAUCUGGACACAUAUGGAUCCAGUUCUGAAAACUAUCAAGACGAAAUAUCCUCACAUUACCACUGUACACGUUUGGUCAGAUGGUCCAAGUAAACAGUAUAAGAACAAGAAGAACUUUUAUUUUCUGUCUGGUAUCCCAUCUACACUUGGAUUUGAAAAAGUAACAUGGAACUUCUUCCCCACUUCCCAUGGUAAGGGUGCCCCAGAUGGCAUUGGUGGAACAGUGAAAAGAACUGCUGACAACCUGGUACUUAGAGGAAAUGACUUGACCGAUGGAAAGACAUUCCUUGAAAAGGUUUCAAACUGUCUGAGGGGCAUUCAGUUGCACUACAUUACAGAAGAAGACAUGCAAAUAUAUGAUGCACUUUUAAUCCAGCCUCUCAAACAAGUUCCACUGACUAGACAAAUACACCAGGUCAUCGCACAAGAGAACAGGAUCCAGCACAGACAACUUUCCUGCUUUUGCAGCCAGAUGUUGGUUUGCCUGUGCUUCAGUCCCACAACAUUCUUUUUCCAUGAUUACCCAGAGGAACCGCAAAGUCACAAGAGAAGGGCAAAGAAAAGACCUUUGGCCGCAUUGAUAGAGGAGAUGGAAAAAGAGGACAGUGAAGGGAUAGAGGAGGAGUGGGAUGAGGAGCUUCUGAAAGGUCCUGAAGGUACUAUAAAAGUAACAACUGUUGGCGGCCUUCAUGAAGGAGACUGGCUAGCAGUAGUAUAUGAUAACCACUGGUGGCUAGCCAAGACCAUUGCUGUCGAUCUUGAGCAUCAAGAUGUGGAAGUGGAGUUUCUGCAUCCCCAUGGUCCAACAGAAAAAGUUAAACCCAAGCAUGGCAGGAAGGAUGUCUGUUUCUGCCCAGUUAAAGACAUAAUUGUGAAACUAAUGGGAAAGGCAUCACCAGUCCAAUCAAGAACACGAGAGAUCUACAACAUAGUCCCUGAUGUGAUGGACUUCAUAGAUCGUGAGCAUGCUCGCCGUCUGUUGCUGACAUAAGUUCUAUUUUAACAUCACAAUAGUUCACUGCACUAACACACACAUACACAUAAACCCAAACAUAAACACUCUCACCCAUGCACACCCCACAUGGUUUCUCACUUACCAUAUACACCCAAACACACAGGAGAAGUGGAAGUUAAGGAGAGAAAGACAAAGAGAGAGAGAAGAAAGCAAGAACAGAAGGACCCAUGUUUUCCAUCAUUCUAAUUUUGAUAAUUGUAGAGAUGUUGUAUUCAGUUCAUAAUACAUUUGUAACAUUGUCAAAAUAUGACAUAUUCUGUUAGUUUAUUAACUCAAAGUAAAAUCAUUUUUAUUUGUUAAAUAGUAGUUCACACACAUUUUUGUCAACACCAUCAGUUUUUGGUCAACACCGUCAGAUAUAUGUUUUUGAAUUUUUAAAAAGAAAAUGUUUAUUCUUACUUCACUUUCUGGUCUUCAUG